AUCCUACAAUCCAUUUAACUGUAUGGAGCAAGACCUAGCUAACAACCGAAUCAUGUCCGACGGUCCGAACUAUAACCCGAUCAGGCAUCACACACCCAAGGAACGACACACAUGAUGUCAUGUGCAUCUCCCCAUCAAGGAACAAUCGACACGUUGUGAACAGGCUCAGCCUGCUUCCGCGACAUAUAACCGGAUCUCCUCCCGCCUCCCCGAUUCAAUAUAUAGACCAUAUACCUGGAUAUCGAUGAUUCCCUCCAUACCUCUUAUUCCCUCCCAUCAUGUCCAUCCCCGACACAGCCACCCACCCCACCCCAGCAAUGAACACAACCAUAUCCACCAUGUCAAAUAGAUCCACCGACCUCCCCAUCCACCCCACCAUCCCCUGGGCCCCCGGGGCCGUGGAAACCCGCCCCAUCAGCAUCAUCGGCGCCGGCUGUCUGGGGCGCCGAAUCGCAUGCAUCUUCUCCGCAGGCGGGCACACCGUCCACCUCCGGGACCCGUCCGCCAAAGCCCGCACCGAAGCCCUAGACUACAUCACCGAACACAUCUCCGAAUACGACUCCUUCCCCUUAAUCCCGCGCAGCCGGGGACCCUGCCUGGCCUUCUCCGACCUCGAUCCAGCCGUGCACAACGCCUGGCUGGUCAUCGAAUCCGUGCCCGAACGCCUGCCCCUGAAAAUCGAAAUCAUGCGCGAGUUAGACGCAAAGACCCCCUCCGACUGUAUUCUCGCGUCCAACUCCUCGUCAUUUAAAUCGAGUUUCAUGGUGGAGAAAGUGAGCCGGGAACGACGUCCGCUGAUGUGUAAUAUGCAUUUUGCGAUGCCGCCGCGGAUUCGGGCCGUCGAGUUGAUGACCAAUGGGGAGACGUAUUUGGAGGUGUUGAGUUUUUUGACCUGGGUGUUGGAUGAUUGUGGGAUGAUGCCGGUGACCGCGAGGAAGGAGAGUACGGGGUUGGUGAGGAGUCAUUGUUUGAAUACGGUGUCUUGAUACCAGCAGAGGUGAGAGUAGGGGGGGUUGGAUGGUGUCGAGACUGCCGCUGGUUGCAGCUGUGCAACGGCAGGGGGGGUAUUUGACUGUUGGGCAUACGAGCAUCCAUGCUGGGACCUCGAAUACCUUCGACCUCAGGCUGAGACAUUGCUCUAUACGACCGGGAUUGAACGGACACAAAACUCCACAAUAUAUCCAGGACACGUAUAGGCAGACACGGCAGCAUCCUCACAGCACGACAAGCAACGAGCGAACAACCAGUCGACAGGGACUUGUAUAUUAUGGAGUGACCACGCGUCUUAUAUAGGGGGCUGCAUUCAAGACAGUUUUAUUUAUAUAUCUAGAGGCAAUUACAGCAUCUAUCAUCCAUCUU
Aspergillus ibericus CBS 121593 is the source of this 1359-nucleotide messenger RNA. RefSeq names its product NAD(P)-binding protein. Gene Ontology annotation, biological process: fatty acid metabolic process. The record is from RefSeq and is a predicted model, not a curated record. The transcript has a single exon. NCBI's taxonomy places the organism in Eukaryota, Fungi, Ascomycota, Eurotiomycetes, Eurotiales, Aspergillaceae. The annotation marks the transcript as partial. Gene Ontology annotation, molecular function: NAD+ binding.